This is a messenger RNA of Dermatophagoides farinae (American house dust mite), 1576 nucleotides long. Its product is annotated as adenosine kinase-like. Lineage: Eukaryota; Metazoa; Arthropoda; Arachnida; Sarcoptiformes; Pyroglyphidae. Gene Ontology annotation, biological process: purine nucleobase metabolic process; purine ribonucleoside salvage. Gene Ontology annotation, cellular component: nucleus; cytosol. Gene Ontology annotation, molecular function: adenosine kinase activity. The record is from RefSeq and is a predicted model, not a curated record.
CGUAAUUCUUGAAAAAAAAGUUUUCAUGAAAUUUGAAACCAUGGUUUUUUUUGUUGUUUGUAUUAUUAUUCGAUAUAAUAAUUUGCACGUGCAGCAGCACAUUUGAUUGUUGUUGUUGUUGUUGUUAUGUGAAUCGGUAGAUGUAUAUGAAAACAAAAUUGGCACGACAACAUUCUUUAAAUUUUAUUUAAUGCAAAAAUAAUAAUUUAAAAAUAAAUCGACCAUAUUCAAACAGAUAUCAACAUUCAUUUUUUUUUGUUGUUGUUGUCAUAAAUUCCAACGAAAAAAACAAUCGAAAAUACUCAAUUCUUGCAAGUCAUUAUUGUAUUAUUUAGAUACUCAAAGUGAAAAAAAAUCUGCAGGUUUCAAUUGGAUCAAUAAACAAACAGCCCAUUUAUCCUUAUCAAUAUUAUCAGCACUUUUUUUUAUUGUGGUUAUUGCACACACACACAAACAAAACUAAAAAAACGCUACGAUAUAAACCAUUCUGUUGUGAUUCUGAUUGUCCAUUCAUUCUAGCUACAAUGUCACAAGAAGAAAAAUCAAUUCUUGGCCUUGGAAAUCCAUUAUUGGAUGUUAUUGCUACUUGUAAUGAAGAUUUUCUUAAAAAAUAUGAUCUCGAAGCCAACAAUGCCAUUUUGGCUGAAGCUAAACAUGAAAAACUUUGUGCCGAUAUGAGUGAACAAUUUAAGGUUCAAUAUUUAGCCGGUGGUUCGGUACAGAAUUCGAUGCGUGUUGCACAAUGGUUUAUGCCACGACCAAAUGUAUGUUCAUUUUUUGGCUGUGUUGGUGAAGAUGAUUUUGCCAAACAAAUGAAAAGUAAAGCAGAUGAAGAUGGUGUAAACGCUGUUUAUAUGGUUGAUCCGAAAACAGCUACCGGUACUUGUGCCUGUUUGAUCACUAAGAAUGGUAAAUGUCGAUCAUUAUGUGCAUAUCUUGGAGCAUCACAAAAAUUCUCAAUCGAUCAUGUACAUAAAAAUUUCGAUUACGUUGAAUCGUCACGUAUAUUCUAUGUUUCUGGUUUUCAUUUGAUUAUCAGUUUGGAACCAACACUAUUAUUGGCUAAACAUGCACAUCAAUUUGAACAUAAAUUGUUUGUAAUCAAUCUUUCUGCACCGUAUAUUUCUCAAUUUUAUUCAGAACAAUUACUUCAAGUUAUGCCUUAUGUAGAUCUAUUGUUUGGUAAUGAAACUGAAGCUGAAGCUUUUGCUAAGAUGCAAAAAUGGGAGACAAAUGAUAUGAAAAUUAUUGCUCAAAAAUUGGCUGAUUGGCAACCAUGUCAUCGUCCACGAACAGUUAUUGUAACACAAGGAAAAAAUCCCAUUAUUGUUGCCUAUACAAAUCAACGACUACCAAUGGAAAUGUUUACAGUUCCAUUAUUGAAUGAUAAUGAAAUUGUCGAUACUAAUGGUGCUGGUGAUGCAUUUGUUGGUGGAUUUUUAGCUUAUCGUUUGGCAGCCAAACCAAUGGCCGAAUGUAUAAAAGCAGCUACUUUUGCUGCACAAGAAGUGAUUAAACAAUCUGGUUGCGUUUUUCCUAAAGAAAAUCGUAUGAAACUUGUUUAAAUGAAGACACA